Molecule: messenger RNA, 1057 nt
Organism: Vigna umbellata (rice bean)
Lineage: Eukaryota; Viridiplantae; Streptophyta; Magnoliopsida; Fabales; Fabaceae
Source: RefSeq, a predicted model, not a curated record
UGUGUCUUAGUGUGUGCCACUGCUACAAGCAAGGACCCUUUUGGUUUUUCAGAGAAAAAGCAAAACGCAAACGCAGAAACAAAAGAAAGCGAAACGAUUCGCGUUUUGAAAAAGCCAUCACAACGAAAUAGAGGCACACACACUGUCUUUCUUUCUUACUCUUCUCGCGUAUGUGUUUUGUGAUCGUGCAUGGUUCCUUGCGAUUUCCCCCUACAAGGAUAGAUCUUUCAACGCUCAUUUUCCUCUGAGAUCUUUCCUUUGACGUGUGAUGUGAAUUUUUUCGUCUUCUUCACGUUGCAGAUUUUUCUGCAUCAACCUGUUGAAGACUUCUUUUUGGCCAUUUAUCUUGAUUGAUCAUUUUAGAGUGGUGCGGAAUAUGAAUGAAAAGGAAAUUGGUUGGAAUUGGUGAAAAUUGUGAUUCAAGUGCCUAGAUGAAGACAGUAAAAGAUUUGCGCCUAGGCGCGGGCGAUGUGCAGAUCCUGCCUGGGUCUCGUCAUCGUCCUCCUAUGAAGAAGCCAAUGUGGAUUAUUGUCUUGGUUUUAUUCGUAUGCGUGUUUCUAAUAUGUGCUUAUAUCUACCCACCAAAAAGCAGUUCUGCUUGCUACAUCUUUUCUUCUGAAAAUUGCCGGUCAAUUACUGAUUGGCUUCCACCAGCUCCUGCAAGGGAAUACACAGAUGAAGAGAUUGCAUCACGAGCUGUUGUUAGGGAUAUUUUGAAAACACCUCUAGCACUUUCAAAGAAUCCGAAAAUCGCCUUCAUGUUUCUGUCACCUGGUUCUCUACCAUUUGAAAGAUUAUGGGAUAAAUUUUUUCAAGGACAUGAAGGGAAAUUCUCAGUAUAUGUGCAUGCAUCUAAGACUAAACCAAUUCAUGUGAGCCGUUAUUUUGUUGACCGGGAUAUACGAAGUGCUCAGGUGGUGUGGGGUAAAAUAUCUAUGGUUAAUGCAGAACGACGACUACUGGCAAAUGCUUUACAAGAUCCUGAUAACCAGCAAUUUGUUUUACUUUCUGAUAGGUAAAUAUGUGCCAUGAUAUUGCUUUUAAUUAUAUUCUUAUU